UUGCUAUUUACCAUUUAGAUUUUUAUCUUCGUUGUUUGGGCGAUCUUUGGAGGAUUCCAGAAUCGCUCGCUCGCUCGCUCGCUCGGUGGUAAUCGACAAAGAGAUCUGGGAGCCUGCUUUGCUGCUUUCUAAUCCUGUCUACGAAGCUCUCUCCUCGGAAUCUCCGCGUCUCGUCUUCUUUUUCCUUCUUGGGCAAUUCCAAGCGGCGCCUUUAUAGGUGGCAUCAACUCCAUAUUAUGGGUGUGGAGGUUGCCAAAGCUAACUUGGAUUUUGCUGAAGUUCAAACCGACAAGGACAUGUCAGUAGAUAGUGAGAAUGUUAGCAUAAAGUUUGGUUCCCAUGGUGUGGAUGAGACAGUUGAGUGGCAAUCUGACAAGGUUGCUGAAUCCAAUCUCCCAACGGAUGUAGCUGAUGAGUGGCCUGAGCCCAGUCAGAUUUACUCCUUCUAUUUUGUUAGAUAUCGUGCAUUUGAAGACCCGAAUCUAAAGGCCAAACUUGAUUUGGCUGAUAAAGAGCUGCAGAAAAAGAAUCAGCUUCGGUCACAGAUCAUUGAUAAACUAAGAGCUAAAAGGGCAGAUCGAUCUGAGCUACUUGCUCAAAUAAGGGCUUUAAGUGCUGAAAACAAACAGUUUAAGUCAAUCAUGGAUGAAAAACGAAAAGAAAUAGAGCCUCUCACGAAGGCUCUCGGCAAGUUGAGAGGUUCUGGUGGUAGAGAUAGAGGUGCAGUCAUAUGUUCAUCUGAGGAAGAACUCAAUGAAGUUAUUAGAAGUUUACAUUAUCGAAUUCAGCAUGAAAGCAUUCCUCUCAGCGAAGAGAAACAAAUCCUAAGGGAAAUAAAGCAGCUUGAAGGGACUAGGGAAAAGGUUAUUGCCAAUGCAACUGAGAGGGCACAGAUUCAGGACACAAUGGGGGAGAAAGAUGCAAUCCGGGACCAGGUUAAAUUGAUCGGAGUGGAUCUUGAUGGAGCUAAAAAGGAAAAACAAGCAAACAAUGUCAAACUUAAGCAGCUUGAUGAAGCAAAAUUGGCAAUAGAAAAGGAGAUAAGUGCAUUGGAGACAGAGCUGACAGCAGUUUCGCAGAAGAGAGACACCGUGUUCGAAACAAUCAAGGAUUUGAGGAAACUGAGAGAAGAAGGGAAUGCACCAUUCUACCAAAACCGGACACUUUUGACCAAAGCAAAAUCACUUGCUGCAAACAAAGACCUCGAUGCACUAACGGAACUUUCAACUACUGAGGUUGAGAAAUUCAUGCCCCUCUGGAAUACUAAUAAAGAUUUCCGUGAUGAUUAUGAAAGAAGAAUUUUGCCCUCUCUUGACACGAGGCAGAUGAGUAAGGAUGGCCGCAUGAGGAAUCCAGGCGAGAAACCACUUGUGCUACCAGAGGCACCUGCACCUGAAACUAGGGUUGUUGAAAAAAGCGUAAAACAGACUGUCCAAGAGGAUGCUGUACCCCUAGCCCAGAUUGAUACUUCUGAGCAGAAAGUUCAGAAAGCUAAGGGUGCAAAAAACCAGAAAGAAGGAAGUAAGAAGGAAACCAAUGUCGAAGAAACUGAACCAGCAGAUCAGGAGUACUAUUCUAGCAACAAAUCACAAAUGGAGAAGAAGGAUGAAGUCGACGAGCAGAAACUUAAGGAGAUGAAGAGACAGGAAGAAAUAGCUAAGCGAAAGCAGGCAGAGGAAAGGAAGAAGAAGCUGGCAGAGAAAGCUGCUGCCAAAGCAGCAAUAAAAGCUCAGAAAGAAGCCGAAAAGAAGCUCAAGGAGCGCGAGAAGAGAGCAAAGAAGAAGACUGGUGGUGGAGCUACUACCGCGGAUCCUGAAGAAUCUACAGAAGCCACUGUCGAGGCUGCUGAACCAGAGAAGAUCGAGGAGAAAGUAGAAAUACCGGCGCCACAGAAGAGCAAGGAUACUAAAGACAGCACAAUCAGGCACAGAAACCGCCCCCGGGGCCAGAAACCCCUUCCGAAAGCCAUCCUCAAGCGCAAGAAAGCAACAAACUAUUGGCUAUGGGGAGGAGCAGCAGCAGCUGCUUUGUUGGCUCUGAUACUUGCAAUAGUCGGAUACAGGUAUCUUAAUUUAAAGAGUUCUGAAACCUAAGGAAUGCGGAAGAGAUGAGGGGUUCUGUCGAUCCUACAAUGCAAACGAGCAGUAUGAUGCAUGAAUCGGUAAGCAGAGUGAUUUUGUUUUCAGGGUUUUUUUUAUUUAAUUGUCUUCUUUUUUGGUAUCUUAUUGAAAUCGAUGGAAUGGAGACUAAUAAUGAGAGGCAGAACAGAGAGGUAUAUGAAACUUAAUUUAGUGUAAAACAACACAGGCAAAUAUCUUGCCAUUUUGAAGUGCUACUGAAAACCUUCUCUUA
This is a messenger RNA of Andrographis paniculata, 2352 nucleotides long. Its product is annotated as proton pump-interactor 1-like. Lineage: Eukaryota; Viridiplantae; Streptophyta; Magnoliopsida; Lamiales; Acanthaceae. Bases 237 to 2093 code for a protein of 618 amino acids. The record is from RefSeq and is a predicted model, not a curated record. The transcript has 8 exons.